Acanthochromis polyacanthus (spiny chromis) is the source of this 3376-nucleotide messenger RNA. It is a transcript of the gene gys2, whose product is annotated as glycogen synthase 2. The coding region runs from base 142 to 2256 and encodes 704 amino acids. Gene Ontology annotation, cellular component: cytoplasm. Gene Ontology annotation, molecular function: alpha-1,4-glucan glucosyltransferase (UDP-glucose donor) activity. The record is from RefSeq and is a predicted model, not a curated record. The transcript is spliced from 16 exons. NCBI's taxonomy places the organism in Eukaryota, Metazoa, Chordata, Actinopteri, Pomacentridae. Gene Ontology annotation, biological process: glycogen biosynthetic process.
CAUGAGGCCUUUUUAUCUUGUCCUGUCCCCUCUGAGCUCAGGACCUCCACCUCCAGCCCUGUCUGUCUGACAGACUUCUCUUCAGACGCAACAGAUCUGCUUCUUCAUUGUGGUCAGUGUUGGAUCUCUAGAAUCUGUAAGAUGCCGCUUUCACGUUCACUGUCCCUGACAUCACUGAGCGGAGUGCUGCCGGUCUGGGACGAGGAUGAGCUCCCAGUGGAAGACCUGCUGCUCUUUGAGGUGGCCUGGGAGGUCACCAACAAAGUUGGAGGAAUCUACACGGUGAUCCAGUCCAAAGCGAAGAUCACAGUGGAUGAAUGGGGUGAGAACUUCUACAUGAUGGGGCCCUACUUUGAACACAACUUCAAGACUCAGGUGGAGGGCUGUGAUCCUCCCAAUCCUGCCAUCAGAAAGGCCAUGGAUGCUCUCAUUCACAACGGCUGUCAGGUUCAUUUUGGCCGUUGGCUAAUUGAGGGCAGCCCCUAUGUGAUCCUGUUCGAUAUUGGCUCAGCAGCCUGGAACCUGGACCGCUGGAAAGGAGAACUGUGGCAGACCUGCAACAUUGGCCUCCCGUACCAUGACCGAGAGGCCAAUGAUUCACUCAUCCUGGGCUCCUUGAUUGCCUGGUUCUUCAAAGAGUUAACAGACAACCUUGGAGACAAGCCCAAUGUCAUUGGUCAUUUCCAUGAGUGGCAAGCAGGUCCUGGGCUUAUUCUCUCUCGCUCCCGCAAGAUUCCUAUGGCAACAGUAUUUACAACACAUGCCACCCUGUUGGGAAGAUACCUCUGUGCUGGAAAUGUUGACUUUUACAACAACUUAGACAAGUUCGACAUUGACAAGGAGGCAGGUGACAGGCAGAUCUACCAUCGAUACUGUCUGGAGAGAGCAGCAGUCCACUGUGCUCACGUCUUCACCACAGUCUCUCAGAUCACUGCUGUGGAGGCCAAACACAUGCUGCACAGAAAACCAGAUGUUGUGACCCCAAAUGGGCUAAAUGUGAAGAAGUUCUCAGCUAUGCAUGAAUUUCAGAACUUGCACUCCACCAGCAAGGCCCGCAUUCAGGAGUUCGUCAGAGGACACUUCUACGGUCAUCUGGACUUCAGCCUGGACAAAACCCUCUUCUUCUUCAUUGCUGGACGGUAUGAGUUCUCCAACAAGGGAGCUGAUAUUUUCCUUGAGUCACUGUCCAGACUCAAUUACCUGCUGCGGGUCCACAGAAAUGAUAUGACAGUGGUAGUUUUCUUAAUCAUGCCGGCUAAAACCAACAACUUCAAUGUGGAGUCGCUGAAGGGACAGGCAGUACGGAAACAGCUCUGGGAUACAGCUCACACUGUGAAGGAGAAGUUUGGCAAAAAGCUGUAUGAUGCUCUGCUAAAAGGACAGAUCCCUGAUAUGAACACCAUUCUGGACAGAGAUGACUUUACUAUUAUGAAGAGAGCCAUUUAUGCCACUCAGAGACACAGCCUUCCUCCAGUGACCACUCACAACGUGCUGGAUGACUCCACAGAUCCCAUCCUGUCCAACGUCAGACGCAUUGGUCUCUUCAACUCCAGGAAUGACCGUGUCAAGAUCAUCUUCCACCCUGAAUUCCUGUCCUCCACCAGUCCUCUGCUGCCCAUGGACUAUGAAGACUUUGUCCGUGGCUGUAACCUUGGAGUGUUCCCUUCCUACUAUGAACCAUGGGGAUACACACCUGGUGAGUGUAGUGUCAUGGGUAUUCCCAGUGUGACCACCAACCUGUCAGGUUUUGGCUGCUUCAUGGAGGAGCACGUCUCAGACCCUGCUGCCUAUGGUAUCUACAUUGUGGACCGGCGGUUCCGUUCACCUGAGGAAUCUUGUAACCAGCUGACCCAGUUCAUGUUUACUUUCUGCCAGCAAUCUCGGCGUCAGCGUAUCAUCCAACGGAAUCGAACUGAGAGGUUGUCGGACCUGCUGGACUGGAAAUACCUGGGACGGUUCUACAUACACGCCCGCCAUCUGGCACUCAGCAGAGCUUUCCCUGAUAAGUUCAAGACCGACCCCAUGGCCCCUCUGAAGACGGAGGGUUUCCGGUACCCCCGGCCCUACUCAGUGCCCCCCUCCCCUUCUGCCUCUAUCCACUCCACCCCCCACCACAGCGAUGUGGAGGAGGAUGACGAUGAGCCCUAUGAUGAAGACGAGGAGGCUGAGAGGGACCGCCUGAACAUCAAGGCACCUUUUGUGCUGGGCACCGUACCGGAGGGUAAGAAGAAGCAACCGGGAGAGUCUGGAAACUGAAAUUUACUGCUGUUUAUACACAGGUUUAGACAAUCAGCCUGUGCUUCUGCUGGACAUAAAAAUCAGCGUCUGAUUAGCAGAUGCAGUCUACACUAGUGACAGAGAUCACAUCUCCUCCUGCCCAUGCCAUCACCUACUACACUUCCACCUUGUUUUCAGCCUAAUCACCUGAAAACAAGGUUUUUUUAUGGAAGUUUAGAUUUAAAACAUUUUUGAAAAGAUGCAUAGCAAUACUAGUACAUUGUAAAUCCCUUCAAACUUUUUCAACAUGCUCCUCUGCUGCCUUAGACAGAUGAAUUCAUUGAACUGAGGUUGGAUAAUUAGCUUGAAGCCAUUUCACAGCCUUUAAAAAUGUUAACUGAACAUGAUUUUUCAUUUCAUGAGUUGACUAAAUGUAAGAUAUCAAGUAGAAUGCUAUCUAUUACAGACAGAUCUGCUUUGUUUUUCAAUAUUCUCAUUUUGAGUCACUCUUUAGGUUGUGCAUUUGACAUGAUGAACUUAAAGAGAGAUGAACCACUGACAGCACACAUGUUUGUUCACAAUGGCUUUCAUUGUGGUCCACAGUUUUUGUUGUGAGUAUAAUAAUUCAACAUGUGUUAAAUACACACAGCAAGGGUCCAACAUAUAUAGCAAGAUCUAUUUCAAACUACAAAACAGGUGUUUCUGAAAGGGUUUCACCCUUAAAAAUAUGCAUUCUGGAAUUUCCUUAUGUUCUGAUUAUUUCAAUGACUUCAGUAAACUCUCAGUAGUGCACUCAUUCAACGCUGCUACAAAUGACCAAAGAUUUCUUUUUAGUUGACUUAAUGAUUGAUAGAAGGUCAAUGUCUGUUAGGUUUAUGAGAAAAGAUCAGCCAAUUUCAACAAAUUCCUGGAUUAUGAUGUAUAUAAUACUUGGUUGGAAUAUAAUCACAUUAACUAGGACAGCCCUACUACAAACCACUGUCCUUAUUUAAUAGACAGACAUCUGUUCCUCUGUGGCUCAGUUUGACAUGUUCUCCACAUGAGUAUCUGUUUUCAUCCCUAAGCCAGACUGAAAAUAUUAUUUGGACAAUUACAUAUUUUAUGUUCUUCAGGUUUUGUGUUUUAGUGCAUUCAAUCUGAAAUAAAAUAGGUAAUGCUA